UUAUACUUUGUUGUAGUUUAGCAUUAAAUAUAACAAAUUAACUAAUUUUUUUCAAUAAUCAUUCAAAUUUUCGCAUAGUUAAAAAAAAUAAGCUAGGUAUGAAACUGAACGGAUUGCAUAUUGGAUUAAUCAUAAAGUACAGUGUAUUUAGUUUUUUUUUGUGGAAUUAUUUAAAAAGUUGGAAAUGAAAAAUGAAAUAAUCAAGUAAUCGAUCACAAUAAUGUCAAAAAUAAAAAUUUAUCAGUAUAAAAUUAAAAAAAAAAAUGGCGAAGUGAAAAAAUCGUUUAAUAAGUUUAAUUGAAAUGAAAUUUUAUUCAAGAAGAAAAAACGUCAUUAAAGGAGCUAUAGUCAUAAAAAAUAAAUAAUUAACAUAAGAAGUGUUAUGUAGAUCUGUGAAUGAAUAAAAAAGUAGAGCGAUGUAUGGAGGUGGUGAACAAACAGUAUCCGAAGGUUGGAGAAAACCAUUGGAUUUAGUUACUACUGUGGAUCCAAAUGUUAGUUCGACUAUAGUUGACAAUGAACAUUUUUGCAAGCUAGUUUUAUAUAAGGAAAUUCAGAAUUCAAGAGUGAGAAUAUGGGACGCAGUGAUAUUAGUACCAAAUUUACUACUAUUAUUAUUUAUAGCAAUAAGAUUUAAUCGUGCUCGACUAAAAUUGAGAGCCACUAGCAGCCCAAUUUUUUUAGCAUUUUAUGGACUUGUAAUUUGUAAUGUAGUAAUAUCAGUGAUAAGAUGCGUUGUAUCAAUGACAGUAAAUGCUGCUGCUAAUAUUGGUGGAAAAGCUGAUAAAAUAUUGUGGGUCACAGUAAGAUUUUUCUUGUUAUCAACUGAAAUGAGUGUUGUCAUCUUCGGAUUAGCAUUUGGCCACCUUGAUAGCCGUUCAAGUAUAAGAAGAGUUUUAUUUGCUACGUCUCUUAUAGCUUUAACUUUCACAAUAACUCAAGGAACUCUAGAAUUAGUUUUACCAGACGAUACAUUUCAUAUUCCCAGCCGGGAUUUUUAUGUGUUUGGUCAUGGUGGGAUGAUGUUUUGGUUUUGCAGUAGUCUUGUAUUCACUUUAAUUUAUUUCUUCAUAUUGUUACUUCCGUGGAUAAGAUUGCGAGAUAAAUUAAACCUACCAACACGUAAAAGUUUUUACGUUUAUGUUGGCAUAUUGACAACUUUAAAUUUGGUCCAGUCAAUAGGAGCAGGUUUAUUGAAUUACUCACAAGAUCUCGUCGGAUUAUGUGUGAUUGAUGUAACAGCUGCGAUGUAUCUUACACUGUUUACUCCAUUGGUCUAUCAUACUUUCUUAUCUGAAUUUUUCGGUGUUUCACAGCCAUCUAUAAUGUUUUCAUAUAAAGCUCAAGUGGAUGACGCAAUGGAAGAUGAUAUUGUAUCAUUACCUUUCUCAUCACUCAAAACUGACAGCGACUAUAUUUAUCAGAAUCAUAGUGUAUAUGAUUCAACACAGUUUGACACCCAUGCAACGCCUGUCAAUCCACUUUACGCAGCCUCUCUACAAAGUCCUGAUAGUAUUACUGGUUACAGCAUAGGCAGUCAGGAAACUCACAUCCAUGUUAAUGGUUACCAGCAGUGAAGUUAUCAGUUUCAUUUUAUCUAUAAUUUAAAAACAUCGAUAGACGAUAAUUUUUAUGUUGUGGAUUACAUUUUAAAUCGCAAGUGUUUUUUUAUCUCGCGAAUGGGAGUAAUUUAAUUUUUGUAUAUUCUAGUCCUCAGUUGUAUUGAUUUCAUUUGUGAACAUUAUAUUUUUAUUAAAAAGUAAUUAAUAAUACUACAAAAAAAGGCUAGUUGUGUAA
Cotesia glomerata is the source of this 1797-nucleotide messenger RNA. Its product is annotated as transmembrane protein adipocyte-associated 1 homolog. Lineage: Eukaryota; Metazoa; Arthropoda; Insecta; Hymenoptera; Braconidae. Gene Ontology annotation, cellular component: plasma membrane. Gene Ontology annotation, biological process: G protein-coupled receptor signaling pathway. Gene Ontology annotation, molecular function: G protein-coupled receptor activity. The record is from RefSeq and is a predicted model, not a curated record. Bases 417 to 1577 code for a protein of 386 amino acids. The transcript has 7 exons.